This is a messenger RNA of Choloepus didactylus (southern two-toed sloth), 1937 nucleotides long. RefSeq names its product leucine rich repeat containing 10B (gene LRRC10B). Lineage: Eukaryota; Metazoa; Chordata; Mammalia; Pilosa; Megalonychidae. The transcript has a single exon. The coding region runs from base 51 to 929 and encodes 292 amino acids. The record is from RefSeq and is a predicted model, not a curated record. Gene Ontology annotation, molecular function: protein binding.
GGCGGGGCGAUGCCAGGCGGCGGCGGCGGCCCCGACUGGGGCCCGUGACCAUGGGCAUCGCGGAGUCCACGCUGGACGAGCUGCCGUCGGACGCGGAGGAGCAGCUGCGCAGCGGCGAGCAGCAGCUGGAGCUGAGCGGGCGGCGGCUGCGGCGACUGCCCAGCGCGGUGUGCGCGCUGAGCCGCCUGCAGAAGCUGUACGUGAGCGGCACGGGGCUGCGCGAGCUGCCCGAGGAGAUCGAGGAGCUGCGCGAGCUGCGCAUCCUGGCGCUCGACUUCAACAAGCUGGAGCGGCUGCCCGACGGCCUGUGUCGCCUGCCGCGCCUCACGCGCCUCUACCUGGGCGGCAACCGGCUGCUGGCGCUGCCCGCCGACUUCGCGCAGCUGCAGAGCCUGCGCUGCCUCUGGAUCGAGGGCAACUUCCUGCGGCGCUUCCCGCGGCCGCUGCUGCGCCUGGUGGCGCUGCAGUCGCUGCAGAUGGGCGACAACCGGCUGCGCGCGCUGCCUGCCGAGCUGCCGCGCAUGACUGGCCUGCGCGGCCUCUGGCUCUACGGCAACCGCUUCGAGGAGUUCCCGCCCGCGCUGCUGCGCAUGGGCCGCCUGCACAUCCUCGACCUGGACCGCAACCGUCUGGGCGGCUUCCCGGACCUGCACCCCCUGCGCGCGCUGCGCGUCUUCUCCUACGACCACAACCCGGUCACCGGCCCGCCGCGCGUCGCCGACACCGUCUUCCUCGUGGGCGAAGGCGCCGUGGAGCGCAUGGCCGAGCGCGACGAGCCCACGCCUCGCCCGCCGCCCCGGCGCCCAGCGCGGCCCUUCGAGGAUGAAGAGGAGGAAGAACUGCUCAUGGGGGGUGGCGGCUCCGGGACUCUGGGGCGCCCCGGCGUCUGCCUCCGCGCCCUGGAAGCCAGUCCCGGACUGGGAACCUGAGCCAGUGCUCCGGACGAUGGGCUUUGGCCACUCCGGGAAGAGGGGGCUCUGGGAAGGUGCUGCUGCCCAGGGCUGUGGGACCGGCGGGACCCUAACGUGGGGCAGCGGAGGGGCCGCUUUGGGCGAGCUGCUGACCCAGGCAGCCUUGGGGGCCAUCCUCAGACGGUCCUGGGUAUACGAACACUGCCUGCUGGCUGAUCUCUGGGCUGUCGUCAGUCCCUGUGGGAGCUGCUGACAACACAACAGAGGCGCCAGCUUCUUCUGGAACCAGGGUCACUGCUGUCCUCUUGCCGAGUCUGGGUGCCUAGGGCGACCCCCACCCUCCCUCCUCCUGGGGCUGGGAUCUCCUAGGUCACCCCUUCUGGCACAGGAGCCACUACCUCUGGGGUGGGCUGUGGACCUGUGGGAGGCAGACUGGCCCCGGGGCAGGGGCUUGGAGCUGGGGCCGGUGCCCUCGCGCCUCUACCGGGGCUCAUCGUACUUACCUCCCUCCCCGGGUGCCCCAAGAUUUGUGUGGGGAAGGAGGGCACAGAAGGCAAGGCCUCCCACCCUCCCUUUUUUUCUGUUCUCUUCUCCCAGCUUGUGCCUGGAAUCUUGCUGGGAAAAGAAUCCUCUCCCUUCCUCUCAGCCUGGACUUUCCAGCUGUCAAGUUUGAAAAGAAGCCACUGUGCUUCUAGGGCCUUCUGCACCCAAAAGGCUCCCUGCCCCGGCAGGCUGCUCCAGCGUCUCUUCCCCUGCACGCUCUCUCCAUUCCCUUAAAUGGGCACAGACAGGGUGGCUGGCACAGCAUGGGGCACGGGAUGGGCACUGUGUGCCUCCACUCUGUCACUAGGGACAGCCUCGAGGGCGUGCGGAGUGGGGGCCGCUCCCGGGAGCAGAUCUUUCCCAAGCAAUAAUGGGAGGAAGAGCCAGGGACACUCAGGGACACCGUCGGGAGCAGGGGCCCCGCAGGGUAGUGUUUUUCUUUAGGAAGAAAAAAAAAAAACUUGCUGUAAACGUAAAUUAUAU